AUGAGACUUCGUGACAAAGGAAGUGAUGGAGGCCACAAUGGACUCAAGGAUAUUCAAGAGAAGUUUGGUCAUAACAAUUAUGUCCGUCUUCGUAUGGGAAUCGGCAAGGACUUUCAUCCUGGUCAACAAGUAAACUAUGUACUAGGAAAGUGGAAAGUCCACGAAAAAGAUGAUGUAGAAAAGAUGAUCAUCAAAGCUGGAGAAGCUGUCAAAAAUUUUGCAACGAUUGGAUUGAAGUUAACAAUGGACAAUCUUAAUAGAUAG
Molecule: messenger RNA, 264 nt
Organism: Darwinula stevensoni
Lineage: Eukaryota; Metazoa; Arthropoda; Ostracoda; Podocopida; Darwinulidae
Source: the annotation of a GenBank genome assembly